AGGAUUCUCACAUGUGCUAAGGAAUUGUCUUAUGCUCCAGGUCUCCUCAAACAUGGCCGCCGCCCUCCCAACAGAGUGUGACUGAGUUCCCUUACCCCUGCCCCUGUAAUACUACCUACCUCACUGCUCUGCAGGCAGCACUCAGGAGGGGCUGUGCUGGGUAUGAGCUGUUCUGCAGGAGGAGUGGGCUGUGUGUUAUCUUGGGAUGGCGGCAGCUACUUGGUCUGAACGGGUCCUGAAGCUGGUGGUAGAUCUCAACAACCUGCAUCGUGGAGGCUGUCUGCCGUUCUGCGUACAAGGGCAGCGUGUCGGCUGGGUGCUACAGCCGGUGGCACAGCUUCUCUCCCAGACCUCCGAUGUGUUCACCCUACGCAGAGACCCCUCUGCCCAGCUGGAGCUUAGUGACCGUCUGCGCUGCCCCCAGGACAGGACACGGGCUGUACAAGAGGUGAUGGAGUCAUUGAGAGCUCAGGACGUCUUCCCCUGUCUCCGGGAAUGGAGGGAUGAGCUCUAUGAUGUGAAGGGUCUCUUCUCAGACCCCCCUCUCCUCCGCAUGGAGCGAGCUGCAACACCUCUCCUUGGGGUGUCCCGAUAUGGGGUGCACGUGAAUGGCUUCCUGCAUAAGGAAACAGAAACAUAUAUGUGGAUCGCCAGACGUUCAUUGACGAAACCCACGUACCCUGGAAAGCUGGACCACCUGGCUGCCGGAGGAAUCUCUGCAGGGUCCGGAGUGUGGGAGACUCUCCUCAAGGAGUGUACAGAAGAGGCAUGUAUCCCAGAAUCCCUUGCAGCCACUGCCAAACCAGCCGGGACCGUCAGCUACGCCUAUAAGCUGGACGCUGGGCUGUACCCGGAGUGCCAGUUUGUGUAUGACCUAGAGGUCCCGGAGUCCUUCCAGCCAGUUGUAGGAGACGGAGAGGUGCAGGAGUUUUACCUGUGGCCCCUGGAUAAGGUGAGAGCGGCCAUCGCUACAGAAGAGUUUAAACCCAACUGCGCUCUGGUGGUUCUGGACUUUCUCCUGCGGAGGGGUCACAUACAGCCGGACACAGAGAAGUACUACACUCAGUUUGUGGAGAAUCUACAUGGGCCGCUCUGACGCUGCUGAUACAACAUCCGUCGCCGACUGACCCUCCUGGAUAAUGAACAGCUACUGGAGGCUUCUCUGGACGUGGGACAAUGAUGCUGGAACGUGGGAGACACAAUGGAGCCUCAUCCGUACAAUGUGCAGUCAUACCCAGCGGGAACGCAGAUUCCUAGGCUUGUGAUGCCUGCCAUUGGAUUACAGCUUGUACAGAACUCAUUCCUGCGAGAAAUAAUCCCCUGACCGCUCCAUGUAUAAAUGUUAUUUACUAGACUAGUAACUGGCUCCCAGCCUGACCGUACACUGUACAUGUGACCGAGGCGCGGGGUCCCGGCCUGACCGUACGCUGUACAUGUGAUAGAGGAAGGGACGGGUGUGCGGGGUCCUGAAUAAUAUUAAUGACUUCUGACUUUA
Molecule: messenger RNA, 1495 nt
Organism: Pseudophryne corroboree (corroboree frog)
Lineage: Eukaryota; Metazoa; Chordata; Amphibia; Anura; Myobatrachidae
Exons: 9
Coding region: 206-1096 (296 amino acids)
Molecular function (GO): 8-oxo-dGDP phosphatase activity
Source: RefSeq, a predicted model, not a curated record